UAGACUUAGCAGCUUUGCUUUUACGGCAACCGGAAGUACACCGUGUAGCUUCCGGUUAAAAUACGAAAUAUGCAGCGCCGCGGUUGUCAUUCACUUUAGCGUGCCUGAACAGUCUGAUAAAGUCAUGUUGACCCCACCGAAGGAGGGGAUGCCCAGUAUGAUAGACAGGGCGCUGAGGAUGAGGCGGGAGGAACAGGCUCGUCAGGUGGUCCUGGCCUGGGCCGUGCUCAACGUGUCUCUAGCUGGCAUGAUUUACACUGAAAUGUCAGGGAAACUGCUGAGUCGAUACUACAACAUCACCUACUGGCCCAUCUGGUAUAUCGAACUGGUGCUAGCCUCUCUAUUUAGCCUCAAUGCUCUUUUUGACUUCUGGAAAUAUUUCAAAUACACAAUGGCUCCCUCCACCAUUGCUGUAUCUCCUAGGCAGCAUCACCUCCUCGGUCUGACAAACACAAGUAUUCAGGCCUCUCCGCCCCAAAAGCCAGAAAAAAAGGAGACCCCAGCUCCAGCCCAGUCAUCUCCGCUGCAGGGCCAAAGUGUGCUCAGUUUCAGCCCCUCACGGCCGGCCACCACUAGCCCCAAGUUCUCCCCCAGCUGUGUACCCGGGUAUAGCCCUCCUCUCAGCAACCCAUCCACCCCAAGCAGUGCGGGGGGGCCCUUUUCCCCCUCAGUGGCUUUUGGAAAAGUGUUGAACUACAGCCCCUCCCCUGGCUCCUCUCCCUACCCCAGCAGCAUUGGACCCGCAGAAGGCUCCAGCUUGAGAGCUCGAUAUCGCACAUCACCCUCAGUGUUUAACUCCCCUGGAAGCAAGGAGGACUACAUGGAAGAUCUGAAAAGCCUGGAGAGGUUCCUCCGCACAGAGGAGGAGAGGAGUCACCGCAGCCAGCUCGGGAGUCCAGAGGCUGUGUCUCCGAACCACAGCCCAACAUUUUGGAACUACAACCGCUCAGUGGGAGAUUAUGCCCAGAGCCUGAGGAAGUUCCUGUACCAGCCGGCCUGUCGCUCUCAGGCCCCGUCUGCCAACAAGGAUGAGACGGAUCUGGGCUCAAAACAGGCUGCAGAGGAGGUGUGGGCCAGAAUCACAACCAGUCGUCCUGUGGUGGACCGCAUUGAUAGCUGGACAGCCAAGCUUAGAAAUUGGAUCAGUGACACCAUCCUGGUACCCCUGGUCAAGGAAAUGGACUCGGUCAACAGCCAGCUCAGGAGGAUGGGCUGCCCUGAGCUCCAGAUAGGAGAGGCCAGCAUAAGCAGCUUGAAACAAGCAGCAGUGAUGAAAGCCUCAUCCAUCCCCACUAUGAACUCUAUUGUUCAGUAUCUGGACAUCACUCCCAACCAGGAGUAUCUAGUGGACCGCAUGAAGGAGCUGGCCCACAGCGGCUGCAUGAGCUCCUUUCGCUGGAAUGGUGGCGGUGAUCUGAAGAACAGGAAGUGGGACACAGACCUCCCCACUGACUGUGCUAUCCUCAUGCAUGUGUUUUGUACGUACUUGGACUCUCGUCUGCCCCCACACCCAAAGUACCCAGACGGGAAGACUUUCACUUCGCAGCACUUCAGCCACACCCCAGACAAACCUGAUGUUACCAAGGAGAACGUCUUCUGCAUCCACCAGAGCAGCACCACUCCACCUCACUACCAGCUCAUCUACCAGGGACAUAUCUACAGUCUACCCAAGGGCAGGAACAACCUGUUCCACACAAUCCUCAUGUUCCUCUAUGUCAUUAAGACGAAGGAGUCAGGGAUGCUGGGGAGAGUAAACCUUGGCCUAUCUGGUGUGAACAUCUUGUGGAUAUUUGAAGACUGAUGCGUCUAAGUGCAUUGUUUUUCCCCCACAAUGCUGUGUGGCUACACUGGUUAGAAUACCACCUCAGUUUAAGGACUGCCCUUCCAGGGGCACAUUGAAAAAGCAGCACUUGACUUUGAAAGACAAUAAAUGCUUAUUUUUUGACAUUUUCUCAAUUUUGGUGUACAAAUUGGCAGCAUAUUGUCAUUUUAAUAACACAUUUAUGUUACACCACAGUGUGCUUAUGAUACACUGCAGAGCUGUAUUUUUUUAACAGUUAGGUUUUCUGAUAUUGUAUUUUCAGAAUGUACCAGCAUGGCAGCCUUGUAAAUAAUAUACCUCAGAUCUUUCUGGUGGAUGGUAAAGGGCUCGGACCCAUUUAGCGUGAAUGUAAAAACAGUUUUUGUUUCUUCAGCUUUAGUAAUUUUUUGCAGCUGGUGUGCUGUUUUUUUGUUCUGUAGUUGAAUGAAUGUCUGGUGCAGUAGGGAUGUCUGUGACAUGCUUGAAGUCACCUACAGAAAUUUGACUUGUGAGAACGGAAGCAGUUCACAUAAUAUUGAAGUAUUCUGUGGUCGCGAAGCUUCCCAUAGUACUUGGCUGCAGUGCAACACAUAACUAUGUACAGUGUUAAUUCAUUUGAUAUGUGAUGGAGAACAAAUGAAAAGCAUUUGAAUCACCAAAGUCUUUUUUCUGAAUAGUGUCUUUUACAAAAUAGACCUGAAUGCCACUUGUUCUGACUUCUUGUGUCAUUCAUUAUUUUUCAGACUUUCUACAUGUUUGCUUGUUUUCAAUAAUGCCAUUUUAUAAAUGUCACGAGAGUUGAGAAUAAAAUUGAGUUAUUAAAAAA
Micropterus salmoides (largemouth bass) is the source of this 2627-nucleotide messenger RNA. It is a transcript of the gene tmem209, whose product is annotated as transmembrane protein 209. Gene Ontology annotation, cellular component: membrane. The coding region runs from base 125 to 1801 and encodes 558 amino acids. Lineage: Eukaryota; Metazoa; Chordata; Actinopteri; Centrarchiformes; Centrarchidae. The transcript has 15 exons. The record is from RefSeq and is a predicted model, not a curated record.